GACCAUGGUCACUGAUAAUACUAUUGGUAACACUCUACGCUGGAUGGGAUGAUAUCUUGCAGUGCCAGCAAGGUCCCCCUGCAGAACAAGGCACAUGUGCAGGUCAGUGAACAUCUUAAGGAGUCAGAGAAGGCUUGGGAGAAAGUGCUGCGGUCAGAUGAAACCGAACUUAACUCAGCCCACCGUGUUUGGAGGAAGAGAAAUGCUAAGUAUGACCCAAAGAAAAACAUCCCCACAGUGAAGGAUGGAGGUGGAAACAUACUGUUUUUCUGCUAAGGAUUACAGGAUGACUUUGCUGCAUGGAGGGGGCCACUGGAGGGGCGGGCAUGUACCAUAAAAUCUUACAUGAAAAAAAAAUCUCCUUCUCUCAGUCAGCAUGACAAUGAUUAAAAACAUACUUCCAAGGCAAUGGAGACAUGCUUAAAGUAGAAGAACAGUAAGGUCAUCGAGGGGCUAGCCAGCCUAAAUCCUGUAGAAAAUCUGUGGAGGACGCUGAAGCUUCAAGUUGCCAAACAGCUGCCAAGAAACCUAAAUGUUUCUGUAAAGAGAAGUCAACCAAAAUCCCUCCUGAGAUGUGUGCAGAUGUGGUGACCAGCUAUAAGAAACGCUUUAUCUCCGUGCUUAGCAACACCACCAGCUCCUGUCUUGGCACUCUAUCAUAUAUUUCCUCUAGGUCCACAAAGACACCGUGCAUGUGUUCUUCCAAUCUUCUCUCUACUGCUCCAAUAACCCUCUCAAAGCAAACAUCGCAUUGUAACGCUCGCCUGCUGCUCACUGAUCAUCACCACAACUUCUCCCAGCAGCAGGGGGCAGCAAUGAUGUAACAGUGGCUACUGUCUACCGGAAAUGAAAAGCUGUAGAAGAAGAACGCAGUCAUCUCCCGUAAAUGUGCUAACUUACGCGGAAGCAGCAGAGUGUGCUAACUGGUUGCAUUAAUUCUACAAACAGGCACAUUUACCUGCUCUAAAAGUUUUCAGGCUUGGAUCCGAAGUCCUGUGCCAUUUUUUUUUUCUUGAGCCCAUCAUUUACUGCUAUCACGGCUUCAUCCCUUCUUUAAAGCUUUAUUCUUGUGUAAAUUAAGGAAUUGUCUGCGGAUGGACUAAGUUUUGGAUUGGGACUAGGAAUAGGAUUAAGGACCACUUCCACAGCUAUUUGUGAAAGCAAGAAGUGAUCUCUAAAAGUCUGCAGGUGCUCCCCCUUCUUUUGUGUCAGCAGUGUCGCCUACUCAGCCAACAUGUCUGAUGGCCGGAUCUAUGUGGGGAAUCUUCCCAUGGAUGUCCAGGAGAGAGACAUUGAGGAUCUCUUCUACAAAUAUGGAAAAAUUCGUGAAAUAGAAUUGAAGAACAAUAGAGGCACUAUCCCUUUUGCCUUCGUCCGAUUUGAAGACCCACGGGAUGCAGAUGAUGCGGUCUAUGGAAGGAAUGGAUAUGGAUAUGGGGACUCCAAGCUGCGUGUGGAGUAUCCCCGUUCUAAACCUGGCCCAAUGGGAGGUGGUGGAGGAGCACCUAGAGGAAGGUUUGGACCCCCAACUCGAAGAUCUGAAUUCCGGGUCAUAGUGUCUGGAUUGCCACCAUCUGGAAGCUGGCAGGAUCUGAAGGAUCACAUGCGGGAAGCAGGAGAUGUCUGUUUUGCAGAUGUGCAGCGUGAUGGAGAGGGCGUAGUGGAAUUUCUCCGUAGAGAGGACAUGGAGUAUGCACUGCGUAGAUUGGAUGGGACAGAGUUCCGUUCACAUCAGGGGGAGACUGCUUAUAUCCGCGUGUAUGAGGAAAGAGGUACUCCCAACUGGGAUCGAUCACGAUCCCGUUCCCGAUCCAGAGGUCGCUAUUCUCCUUACUAUAACAGAAGAUCUCCCCCUGCGCGCUACCAGUCGCCCCCACGCCAUGCUAUGUCACGGCAUAGCCCACCUCCGAGAAGACACCUUCCGCCACACCACAGCCCACCACCUCGUCAUUAUCGGUAGAAAGUCGCAUCAUUUAGAGGAAUUGGAUGAUUUUUAUUUUUAUUUUUUUUUUUGGUUUGUUUUUGUAAUUCUACAUUUGAUUUUUUUUGUUUUUGUUUUGUUUUUUAAAAACCUCAGGCCUCCUCAUAGGACACACCAUUUUUAUUUCUUGAUUAAAAACAUUCCAUGGUCAGGAACCCCUGAACAACCUGCUCCUCCCCACAGUCUUGUUUUUUGGGGGGGGAGUGUUUUUUUGUUUGUUAAACACCCAUACAUUAUCUGGAAACAGAAUUAUGUGUUAAGUUUUUGUGAGAUAACCAUUUGACCAUUAUGUAACAUAUUGGAGGUUUCUUUUAUAAAGAAAUUCGGGAGUGUGAUGUCAAACAUUUAAAACAAAGUACACAUUUCUGCAGUCCUGCUUCUUGAAUUGACGUAAUUUUAUUUUUCAUGUGUCACAUCUUGGUAGCUUUAAGUAUGAAAGGGUGCGUUUUCUGUUUGGCCAAACCAAGAACCCAUAAAACUAAUCAGUAUAGUAAAAUUAGUGAACCCUUUUAGUGUAACAUGUUGACUGUGAGACUUAAUUGUCCUUUGGGUUUUUUUGGGUUUUUUCUUUGUACAUGUAGGCUGCUGACUGAGGUGGCCUAAAUGUAGAUUAUAAUUUGUAUGCAUCUCUAUCGUUUUUUUUUUUCUUUACCAAUAAAAUGCAAACUUUUACUGUGA
Molecule: messenger RNA, 2659 nt
Organism: Pelmatolapia mariae (spotted tilapia)
Lineage: Eukaryota; Metazoa; Chordata; Actinopteri; Cichliformes; Cichlidae
Gene: srsf9
Product: serine and arginine rich splicing factor 9
Exons: 6
Coding region: 1235-1960 (241 amino acids)
Cellular component (GO): nucleus; cytoplasm
Molecular function (GO): mRNA binding
Source: RefSeq, a predicted model, not a curated record